GCAGCUCCAUAUCUGACAGCAGGCUAAUGCUGGCUGUCCUGCACACUUCCAUUCUGUUGCAGCCCCAGUGAGCUGGUGACCAAGGUAAGGCUUGUCCUAUCUACCACCUUCCUCCAUGCUGCCUGUGGAACAGUUGUGUCGGGAUCACCUUGCAGCAAGCUCCAUCAGCACGUGCUUCAGUGCAGAGGAUGUACCACUGGGAUCGUACUGCUAGACUGAUGCUCAGCAUAUGUGAACGCUCACAUCUAUCAUCCAAGUAGAUGACACGAGACGGCACGGUGUUGCCAGCCAGCCGGAGAUGACAAGACCAGUUACAAUAGUGCACACUAAUGGCAUGAGCCGAGAACUGCAUCCCCAGAGGAAGGUUACAUAACAGAACAGAAGUGAUUAGACAGAAUAGGGAGGACCAAUUUUCCCAGGAAACAAUUUGCACUUUUCAAAGAAAACCUUUCAGAAAAAGUGUGUUGUGAUGUGAAAACUAUUUGUAUAAGUUUUAAAGGGAACAAUGGUCGAUACAUAACUUCUGUUCACAUGGAAAUAUUACAGUUAUAAAAAAACUGUGCCUUUCGGACUCAGCUCCUGUCUUAAGUUUAAUCUGUGAACAGCGUUUUUCUUUAAGUUGCGAACUGAGACUUCAGGCGAGUCACUCUCAUCAUUACCAAGGAAUUAGAAGCUGAGGUGUGUGUGUAUUUGUUGCAUUGUUUAAUUGAUCUGCCGGCUGCAUCAGCAAACACGCGUCUAGACACUGCUUCUCUUGCUGUUGAACCCUCAAAACAAGAGCAGACGGACAAUUCAUAUCUGAUUUUCAUCUUCUACAGAGCACCAGAGACUCUUUCUCUCAACAUGACUGAACUUGAAGCUCUGGUAAAUAAUUAACCUGCAUAUUUCUUACAAAAGAAUUCAAAAGGAUUCAAAAGGAUUCAGUUUUGUGCACUACAGCUGAGUGAUUAAUCCAACUAUAUCAGGUUUAUCUUAUUCUCCGUCAAUUCUCUCCAAAACCCAGUGUGACUGUAAGUAAAUAUCUUGGUGUAGAUUAUUUACAAAGUGAUCCCGGAAAUCACAAGUGAAGUGAGAACAAAUGCCACCCCACACCUGAAUUAUUUGGCAUCUGCUUACACUAGUGUCCAACUCUGUGAUAUAUCUGACCAUAUGUCAGUGAUAUACCCUGGCCAGAGCGGCAGCCAGGAGGUCAGUAAUUAAACAACAUGGAGAUUACUCCAGUGAGUGUCUGCCUGUGCGAGGAGGAUGGGGACCAAGUGUGUAUACAGUGAGACACAUCUGACCCUGCUCUGUGGCCUCCUCCUCGUCAGCCAGGAGAGUAAACCAAUGUUAUAUGCACCUGACCACAUUCUUAACUCAGUGCACAACUUCAUUAUUUGCCUCGCGCUCAUGUGAGCGUUCCUGCUUGUGGAAUAGUGAAAAUUGGCGAGAGUUCAAACCUGCCGAUCAUGUAGCGGCAAUCAUCACUACUUCCUGUAAAGUUACGUCUGCCAGAUAAAAUGACCUGGAUACCUAUACACCUAUGCUUGCUCCUGGUAGCUUGUUAUUCCUCCCUAGCUGUUGCCUUCACUCUGAAGCAAGAUGUAGAGGCAGACGGACAGACACAAGGUGCGAGGGGGCUCCAUAGGAUAAGGAGCAGCGACCAUGAAGAGAAGAGGCUUCCUAUAGUACAGGAUAAUGACUCACAACACAGGCAGGCUGCCCAUAAUCAACAAACUUCACAACAAGUCCACAACAGGGAAGUUAAAUCCAAACAUAGACUCCGGUCUGAUUGGGACUUCACUCCCACUGACUACAGGGAAGACAAGUUCGAAAACAGCCGGAGGGUUUUAAGAGCUGAAAAUUCUAUAUAUCAAGAUGAAGAAAAUGAAAUAGGGCAUUCUGAAGCUUUGUCCCAGGACGUCCAGCGAAGUGAUAUCUUGUCUAGUGUACCUAAGAUGGUGGUUGUAGUCUCUACCACAGUAGCAGCUUUCUUUGGUAUGUGUGUGAUGGCAGCCAUAUUUCAGUGUUGCUGUCGUAAGAAGCGCACAACAUCAGAGUCAGAGGAUGCAGAUGCUAUAAAAACUGAGAAAGAAGAAAAACAGAAGUCUAAAACUCCCUCCCCGGAAAAGGAUACCCCAAAACCUGAGGAGUUGGAAGAAAAAACUGAAAAUGACAAAUUGCUGGAAGAUGAUGAUUUGGGGGAUUUCUCUGUUGUCAUGAGAGAAACGGAGAUACUGAAGUCUUUCAGAAAACCUCCACCUCCCAAGAACCGAGCCAGGGCAAGUCGGGCUCCCCGCAUGAAGGCCGCAGCUUCCAAGGAAGAUGGCUUCUCAUUGAUAAAGGAGGAGGGUGAAGGCAGUAUUAAAAGCAAAUCAGGAUCUCAGCGCAGUUCGCCCGAGAAAAAGGACAGCAAGGAUGAACUCUGUGAACCAACAAAGGAGGAGAAGCGUAAUUCAUUUGAGGCCGCCAAACUUAUAGUGGACAGCAUGUUUGCUGAGGUGAAGGACAAAAGGGAGACAACUCCUGUAGUGGUUGAGCCAGAAGAGCCAUCCAAGGAGGUGCCAGAAGAGGCGAGUAAGGCGAAGAGCGUUCAGUCUAAUGGAGGAAAUAUAUUUAUGCAAAUAGAUCCGACUGUGAAAAUAGAAGAUCCGAGUGAGAAGAAGACGAGUAGAAUACCCGUCAGAUCUUCGCCCCAGUCCUCCCCUCCCUCAUCCUCCAAAGAAGGGGCCAGUCUCAGGCCAAGCAGCGCCAACAAGGACCAGAGGAAGUUCCUGGUUCCUUCAGUGCAUGGAGAACAGAUGGACCAACUUGUUAAAUCUCUGAAAACGAGGUUAAAAGAAGACAAGCCCCCAACUUGCCAGAGUGCUCGGAACCUGGCCACAAACAAGGUGGUUCCCUCAGGGAGUGAAGAUGAUGUGGAACCUCUUAGUCGAGAACGAUCUCAUUCUGACCCUACGAAGAAUCUCCUUGGCGUGAAGCAGACGCACGUCUGACGUCCUGGAGGAUCUCCAAGUGCCCAUAGACUACUCCUGUCAAUGUCGCUGUAGACAUAUCAUUGUGAUAUCCAGUGCCUUGAGAACAAUCAUGCGACACAACAAAGAUCUCAGACAUACGUCUGGAUCGGAAACAAUACUGUCUGGACUGCCCACUUUCAUUUAUAAAAUCUAAACCUUGAUAGGUACACAACAUAUCAUGCAGGCAUAUCUACUUGCAGAUCAAUGGAAGAGAGUGUCAAUGUAAAACUUCCAAACCAGGACCAGGUUUCACAAAGCAGUCUUAGUACUACAACUGUCGUAAUGUCAAAAUAUAGAGUAACGACUGAAAUAACAGCAAGGUCGCUUUGAAGGUAACACAAAGAAGCUUCUGGGUCUAUGUUGCAAUGCAAUCAUACUUCUACGUCUGCUUCCACGUCUGCUGUUGCUGUAGGAGGCAGAUUCAAACAAGCCAUGGUUUGAAAGGCACAACACCUAGUUCCACAUAAAAAGACAAUAUCAACUUUGGCGACCAUGUUUGGGUAUUAUUAGUGCUACAACUGUCGUAAGUCAUAAGUAUGAGUUACGUCAGUCAUAGCUCCAUAUGGCUUACGAAACUGAUCUAACCUGGAAACGCCUUGCAAGUCACAAUAUAGUUUUAGUAAAUAUAAUUCAUGUUGGCGAUAUUUUUUUGAAGAUCAUAGUGUUACAGCUUAGCGUUUAUAUGAAAGUAUGAGUUACGACAGUGGUAGCAGUAAGACUGUUUUACGAAACUGGUCCAACCUCAAAUAUUUUGUAUCCUGUAGCGUCAAAUUGAAUGGAUAAUUUAGUUGGUGAGAACGUCUGAAAGCAUGUAGAGUAGUCUCAUAGAUCUGUAGCCAUGAAUCAAGCGUCCAAUGAAACUGGUGGCCAAACACUCACUCAGGCACACGUUAAGCAUUAUUGGGGUGAGAGUAGGCAGAUGAAAUGGUAGGGCCACCUUACUGUAACGCCACUGUUGACAUCAUAUAUACCCAUUGUUACCAUGGUUACUUGAGUUAAUUGUGUUAAGUUUGUAUGUUUGUUUUUUUGCUCAUCAAAUCAUUUCCUGCUGCCUGAAAUAUUGGGGCCUAGUCAGCACUGAUAUCCUGUUAACGCAAACCGCUGCUGUAAAGGGAGAUAACUGGUGGUAUUGUCAAACUAUGUUGAAACCAUACUUCUUCUGUAUUAUAGUUGGCAGAGAAGGAUAUAAAUAUACUAAAAUCUUUGAAAUGAAAACAUCUCACUAUGAGAUCAGUCUAAAAAUUAUAAGCAUGCAUUUGACCCAUGAAUAAAAUAUCCUUGGCUGUUUAUAAUCCCCAACACAACUCAACUCAGAAUUUGGUUGUUUUCUUUUGUCGAAAUAUAGAAGUGCUAUUAACAACUGUGUUAAUCUGUUUUGAAACAUGUUGAUAUCAGUGAUGUGAUCUACAGUGCUGUACGAGACUUACAUGAUUGACACCUGUCAAAAUAUUCUGGCUAAUAAUGCAUGCACACUUGACACAAAUCUAUUUCUUAAAUUCAUUACAGAAUCUAGUGUUUCAUAAAAUUAUGAUACGAAAAACCCAACAAUGUCACAAAUUCAGAUUAAAAAUACACAUUAGUCAGGAAGUCUGGAUACUCUGACAAGACAUAAACGUGUCUUGGUGCAUCAUGAAAUAUCUGAUUUGAUCUCAAGAGUCACCAUUUGUCGUACACACGUCCUCUCAUCUACGCGUCAUGAAGCCACUGUGUAAUACUCCUGCGUGAGUUGCAGUCCUAACCUAUGCAAGACAUAGCUGACAGGUCACAUGACUUCCGACUUAGUCCACCGCUAUCAAUGUGAUGUACAUAGAGUUGUUUCCCUUUCUUGGUUGACAGGAUGUUUUGCUUGUUAUUUGCAAGUAGGUCAACUACUUAAGCUUGUACAGAAUAUGGUGUAUUUUUUAAACCAUUAUAAUGGUGCCUUACCAACUGAAUAAACUUGGUUAACUGAAA
This is a messenger RNA of Haliotis rubra (blacklip abalone), 4949 nucleotides long. RefSeq names its product serine/arginine repetitive matrix protein 1-like. Bases 1500 to 2975 code for a protein of 491 amino acids. The record is from RefSeq and is a predicted model, not a curated record. The transcript has 9 exons. Lineage: Eukaryota; Metazoa; Mollusca; Gastropoda; Lepetellida; Haliotidae.